Messenger RNA from Setaria italica (foxtail millet), 2350 nucleotides. RefSeq lists its product as uncharacterized. The transcript has 9 exons. Gene Ontology annotation, cellular component: nucleus. Gene Ontology annotation, molecular function: cysteine-type deubiquitinase activity; ubiquitin binding. The record is from RefSeq and is a predicted model, not a curated record. Gene Ontology annotation, biological process: protein K48-linked deubiquitination. Bases 1 to 1023 code for a protein of 340 amino acids. NCBI's taxonomy places the organism in Eukaryota, Viridiplantae, Streptophyta, Magnoliopsida, Poales, Poaceae.
AUGGCCUCCGGUUCAGGAAAGAACCAAGAAGGCAACCAAACCAAAGAACCGGUCGAGAGCGAGGAGUCCAACGCCGCCACCGCCACCGCCACCGCCGCGGCCGCAGAGCCGCCUCCCCCCGCUUCGCCCUCCGAGCGCCUCCAAGAACGGGCCCAUGGGUCACCGGAAGCCGGAGGCCGGAAUUCCUUCGCUGCCACCGCCGCGGAGGCAGCGGCUGCGGCCCAGCGGAAAGGCAAGGGGAUCGGGGCUCCUUCCUGCCGGCGCUACGCGGGCGGCAAGCCCCCACUCCCGCCCCUGGCCCCCUCCGUCUCGAGAGCAAGGGAGCCGAAGUCCGCGACCUGCAAGCCCCCACUCCCGCCCCGCGCCGUCCGCGCCUCGAAAUCGAAAGGCAAGAAGCCGAUGUCCGACGCGGAGGUGGUGAAGAGCGGCAUGGAGGUGAGGGCUAAGUGGAAGGAUAUGAGGGAAGGGCGAAUGUAUAUGAAGGAGGUAUUCGACGAGCUGUUGGAGGAGAGCAAGGCGAACGCGGAGAUGGACCAGGAGGACGAACCGGAGGGAACGGCGAUGCAACAGGAGCAGAUGAAGUCAGCAACAAUAUGGCCUGAAAAUUAUUACAAGGGAUCGAUCUGGAGAAAGUUUUUGGACAGGAUAGGAAUCUCUGACCUAAAUUCCAGAAUAGCGAAUCCCGAUGUGAACUACGAGACAAUCCCUAUGUUCGACAUCAUUAGGCAUUACAGGCUCCUUGAAAUGGUUGCUGGACGAGGAGUGGAAUUUCAUUCAAAUGCACUGAACCUUCGUCGCACCUAUUCUGAAUUUAGGCCAGUGCGUGGAGAUGGAGAGUGUUUCUACAGGAGCUUCAUAUUUUCCUACCUCGAGCAAGUUCUUGAUAGGCAGGAUACACAUGAGGAACAUCGUCUUCUUGUUGCUGUUAAAGAAGUGGCUAGGCAACAUGAGCGCCUUGGGUGGGCCUCCGAAUUUUCCAGAAGCCACAAAGAUGUGCACCAUUGUUUCACAGUAGUGGCAUAGUUACAUGCCAUCAGCAUUUUACACCCUGUUGACAUAUCUUCGAAUUUAAAUUUAUUGAAAAUGUAACAAUCUAAUGCUAAUAGGAAUACAUGUUGAGAUAAGUUUACUUUCACAGAACAGCAAUAAUGAGAUAAAAUUAGAGACAUUAAAGGGCUGCUUUGUGUGGUCAUCUGAUCAUCAGAUCAUAAAUGUUUAAUUUUACCUACUUGCUUAUAUAAUCUUGUCUUUCUCGACUAAUAUCUUAACAGUUGUUGUUUACUGGUAGAAGCUUCAAAGAUGACUCUUAUGAUGUUCAUAUCUGUUCAUACCUUGCUAUAAACGGUCAGUAUUGUGUAAGUAUUAUUGCAAUAUAUAGUGUUUAUCUGAUUAUCUGAUUCUUUUAGGAAUUUAAGAAGCUGAUAAAGAAAGUAAUGAGAUGGAAGAGACACAGCAGAUGGAAGCACGUACAAACAACUAACAGCUACCGCAAAAAGAAACUUCUUCAGUACUUCAACAGCUAUGACAAGACGAAUGACAUCUACGCUUUCCUCAGAUUGGUAGCAGCUAUCUGGAUAUGCUCGCACAGUGAAGAGUUCGAACCACUUAUCCUAGAGGUCAACGAAGGCUACACUCUCACAGAUUGGUGCUUUGUCGAAGUUAUACAGUCGAGGGUCCUCACAGAUCAUAUUCAGAUGACAGCACUUGUCAAUGCACUUCGGGUCCCGCUGCGGGUGGAGUAUCUGUUUCAAGAAUUUGGUCAAGACCUCUACACUGGCGAAGGCUCCCAAGACAAUAUGCCAAGAAGCACGUGUUGGCCACGUCGUCAUCAUCAAGUACCCCCUGAUCACGAAGUUCCCCGUGUGACCAUGCUAUACACGAACCUGCACUACGACAUCAUCUACCCCGACCAUGAUGCUGCUGCGAGCCAGGAAUCUGACAAGGUGGAGAGCCCGACCGCUAAGAGUCCAAGUCAAGACCAGGGAGGUAGCUGCAGUGGUGAGAAAUCAGGUGAAUAACAGACCGCCACGGUAGAGAGCUCCACUGGUGAGAAGUGAGAACCCAAAUCAACACACUGCGCAUGGGGAAACUGAGUCCGACUGCUGCCCGUGAGUAUGAUGAGCAUUACUAAGUGAAAGAGGUAGAUGGAGAAUUAGGCAUACACUGACGAGAUAGAUAGGCGUAUACUUGUGUAGCUGGUGUAUACUUCUUCUGAUGGCACAAACUGCUGGUGCCAAUAGGAUGAUCUGUAGCUGCUGCUCCCUUGUCUGAAAACUGAUGUAAAGUCCCGACUUGGUACAUUGAUUCUUUUGUGAAUUGUGAUCACAUUCUCUUAACUAAUGCUUCCUGA